Molecule: messenger RNA, 3173 nt
Organism: Manihot esculenta (cassava)
Lineage: Eukaryota; Viridiplantae; Streptophyta; Magnoliopsida; Malpighiales; Euphorbiaceae
Product: disease resistance protein At4g27190
Exons: 2
Coding region: 92-2749 (885 amino acids)
Molecular function (GO): ADP binding
Source: RefSeq, a predicted model, not a curated record
UGUUAAGAUUCUCAAGGCUAAGUACAGAAAAUCCCGUAGAUUCCAUUAUAUAACGUGUGGUUUUUCGUCGCAAGCAGAACUCAGCAGAGAUAUGGAGCUCAAGGCCCAAGAGAUCGAUUCUUUCAAGGACCAAAUGACUUCUGAUAAGGCAAUGGUUGACAGAGAACCACCAUCUUCUGCGAGCCAGUCCUUUAGAAGGAAGGAUGAACUGUCAUGGGUUAAGAACAACGUGGCUAGGAUCUUGGAAUCUCUUAAUCGGGACAAUGUGAAGAAAAUUGGGAUAUGGGCAUUUGCAGGGAGGGGCAAAUCUACUAUUAUGGAGAGCCUGAAUGCUAAAGCUCACGAAACUGGCUUGUUUCAACAUGUCAUUUUUGUAAAAGUUGAAGAGAAGGAUACAGAGGAAAAGAUACGACAAAGCAUUUUAGAGCAGUUGAACUUGAAACUGAGUGUGGGGGAAGUCAGAACUUCACACCGAGUUGCACUUACAAUAUCUAAUGCUCUGCACAACAAGAAGUAUUUGCUGAUGCUUGAUCAAGUUUCCCAGGAAAUUGAUCUCAAGGAAUUGGGAAUUUAUGACAACCAUGAUGGUGGGCAAGUGGUGGUGGCUGCAAGAUACAAAGCCGUUUGUGACAAGAUGAAUAUGGAGGAGUCCUGGGAACUAGAACCAAUGUCUGAAAGAGACGCAUUGGUGUUGUUCCGACAAAUUGUAGGUGGAGCAGCAGACUAUCAGCGCAAUAAACACGAUGCUGAAUUGAUUGUGAAAGAGUGUGGAGGGAUACCACUAUUGAUAAAUGCUGUAGCUACAUAUUUGAAAAGUGAAGGAAAUGACCAGGUAUGGUCAGAUUGUUUGUCGAAGUUGCAGUCAUCCACAUAUGAUGAUGAUUUGGGACCCUUCAGCGAAUCAUAUAAUGUCUUCAAACUUGUGUAUGAUAAAUUAAGUGAUUACAGGAAAAAAUGCUUCUUGUAUGGGGCGUUGUAUCCCCUAGAUCAUGAGAUCUAUGAAGAUCAUUUGAUAGAGUGCUGGAGGGCUGAACAAUUUAUUCCUGCUUCUGGAGGGAGUAAUAAUGAGCAAGUAUUUAGGAGGGCACGCCAUGAAGGACAUGCUACAAUGAAGUGUCUUAUAAACGCAUGUUUACUGAAGAGGUGUACGAAAGUGAAAUAUGUUAGUAUUCCCAAUUUAUUCAGAAACUGGGCUUUAAAGACAGAUGAAGGGCUCUCCUCACUGGUUAUACCGGGCAAUGGUGUGGGUAUGUGUAAGGAUCCAAAAUGGAUUUCACUCAGGUGCAAUGACUUGAGAACUUCACUUACAAAGGUAAGUUUCCAUACCGUCACCACCUUGUUUCUCCAGAGGAAUGAAAGUUUGGAACAGAUUAUGGAUCUUAUUUUUGUUCUCAAGAGUAAGCUUCAAGUUCUGGACUUGGGUUAUACUGGUAUCAAGACACUUCCAUCUUCUAUCUCCAAGUUAAUUAACCUGAAAGCGCUAUAUCUCAACAAUUGUAAUGACUUGGUUGAACUACCUGCCAAAAUAAAAGAACUCAAGUAUGUAGAAAUCCUCGACAUUUGUCAAACUGGAAUUUCUCAUUGGCCUGAUGAAAUAGGAAAUAUGACUGGUCUCAGGUGUUUGAGAGUUUCAUUUAUCAGAAAUGCUGGUAAUCACCAGAAUUUUGAUGUCCAACCAAGGAAUUUAAUUGCAAGGCUCUCUUUUCUGGAAGAAUUGGCUAUUCUUGUUGAUGAAGAUUCUCAAGACCAGUGGAAUAAUGUUGCGCAGGAAAUUGCCAUGGAGGUGGCCAGUUUGAAGUUUUUAACCACCCUUCAUAUCUACUUUCCAAGUGUAAAGUGCCUCGAUGCCUUCAUCAGGGAAAGUAAGUCAUGGAAUGAGAAAAAUGGUCAAUGGGGAGAAAAAACUUUCAGAUCCUUUAAAAUUACAGUUGGUUCUUCCUGGAAGCAUCGUGAAAUAGACACGAAUGAACAUAAAGCUGAACGAUAUUUAAAAUUUUUUGCUUACAAUGAACCUUCAGAUGAUGAUGGAGCUUUUUGCACAAUUUCAGAGGUUCUAAAACAAGCCUGCACCUUUGAAUUGAUUGGCCAUAAAGCCAUUGAAGAUUUAUCUGGAUUUGGCAUCAAUAACAUGGCAGGGUUGAAGGUAUGCGCAAUUCAGGACUGCAGUCAAAUGAAGACCGUCAUUAGCGGCAACAAUCAAAGUGCUGCUGCACUAAAGGAGUUAAAACAACUGCAUUUAAUCAAUUUAGGGAAGUUAACUAGUAUCUGCGAUGGCUCGAUGGGGAAGGAAAAUUUUGCUAGUUUAACUACUCUUAUAAUAAGCAAUUGUCAAGCGUUGGUUGUAAUUCUAUCAAUCAAGAUGAUUCAGCAAAUUACUCUAUUGGAGCAUUUACGAGUGGAGAAUUGUUCAACAACAACACAUAUAAUUGGAGUUAGUGAGCAGGAUGGGAACAACCCAACUCUUUUGCUCCCCAAGCUGAAAAGCUUGCAGCUGGUCAAUCUAUCAAUGUUGCAAAAUAUUUGUCAAAAUGUCACAUUGAAGUGGCCUUCCUUGCGAGCAAUGGAGAUUGAUCAGUGUGGGAUGCUACGAAGUUUACCUUUAAGCCUGAACAACACUGAGAAUCUAAGACUGAUCAGAUGCCAUGAAUCCUGGUGGAAUCAGUUGAAUCUUGAAUCUGAUAUCAAAAAUCAAUAUCAACCAUGCUGCCAAUUCAUUUCAAGACUUGAGAUCGUUGAAGAAAUCCCCUGACAAGUAAAGAAGAGGCUCUGAUGUUUUAUCAUGACUUGUGCUAAAAAAGAACUGGAAAAAGCAGAGUUAUAUAUGAGCAUCCGACACAUGACAGCAGAUUCACAAUCCCACAGAUGAAUUUGUUCAAAAUUUUAUGCAAAUCUUAUCAGUCAGUACCCGGGAAAGGGGAGCUUCGUGAUUUUAAUUUCAUUUCCAUCUUUGAAUGGUUAAGAAUACAAGUCUUACUAUAUAACUGUGGUGGAUAUUGAAGGGCUGAAGGCGUACCUGCAUAGCCUAGUGCUGCAGAAUGGAUGAACCAUAUUUCAUGGUAAAAUUUUAUUUGAGGUUAGAUAUCUCUUAUUAUGCAGAAAAUCAUCUAUCUUUGCAAAGUAUUUUAUUUCUCUUCAGUUUGUAACAUGUAACAAUAAAAAUCAAAUGACUUUUC